AUGGUAGCAAGUUGUAAGCACGAGAAUAUGGUUAAAGUUGUAAAGUGGGAGAAGCCUAUUCAACCAUUCCUGAAGCUCAAUGCUGAUGUCAUCACUAAAUACCCCGGGAAAAUUGGAGGAGGGGGAAUUCUAAGAUAUCAUCAAGCUAACGUGAUAUAUGCAUUUACCACCGCUCUUGGAUUUUGUACCAACAAGCAAGCUGAAAUCCAAGCAGCCAGCCAUGGUCUACACUGGUGUAUUCAACAUAGCUACAAGAAAAUACACUUUGAAGUAGACUCGGAACUGGUUAUUAAGUGGCCUUCAAAUCAAGCCAAACCCCCCUGGGAAUUACAGCAAUAUACUCUGGAACUGCAUAGACUAAUGCUCAAACUGAAACAAUUGAAAUACACUCAUUCCUACAGAGAGGCAAACAACACUGCUGACCAUCUCUCUAAAUGCAGUCGCAACAGACAUUGUUUAACAUUUCUACACCAAGGAACAACUCCCUACUCUUGCAAAAGAAAGCUUCAUGCUCGACAAGCUUGGUAUGGUAAACUUCAGGAGAAAGAGAAUGAAAAGAAUUAA
Messenger RNA from Solanum pennellii, 564 nucleotides. RefSeq lists its product as uncharacterized. The transcript has a single exon. The record is from RefSeq and is a predicted model, not a curated record. NCBI's taxonomy places the organism in Eukaryota, Viridiplantae, Streptophyta, Magnoliopsida, Solanales, Solanaceae. Bases 1 to 564 code for a protein of 187 amino acids. Gene Ontology annotation, molecular function: RNA-DNA hybrid ribonuclease activity; nucleic acid binding.